Aspergillus ochraceoroseus IBT 24754 is the source of this 1919-nucleotide messenger RNA. RefSeq names its product glycoside hydrolase family 125 protein. The transcript has 3 exons. The coding region runs from base 143 to 1756 and encodes 537 amino acids. The record is from RefSeq and is a predicted model, not a curated record. Gene Ontology annotation, biological process: carbohydrate metabolic process. Lineage: Eukaryota; Fungi; Ascomycota; Eurotiomycetes; Eurotiales; Aspergillaceae.
CAACAACAACCACGACCAGGGCCUUCAAUUCCCUCCCUUGAAUCCCUCCCUAUGGACAUUAUUAUUACUUGAAAUCUCCAGAUAAUACUCUCUUUGAUACUUAUACGACAUUUGUCUCCCGUUCGUUACCGCCCGGAUAGCUAUGGUGAUCUCGUCCGCCCUCGUCUUCGCCCUCACGCUCGUUAGCGUAGGCGCAAGGGGAACUGCAGGCCUUCGAGACGAGCCCUCAAUUCUAAGACGAGCAUGCCCUGACUAUACUUCCUACGCAUCUAGCGCACAUGCUCCAUACAGCGGUGGUCCACUCAACCUCCCUUUCCAACGACCAGCUAGCGAAUGUCGGACAUUCAACUCCUCGGCCGUUGAACAGGUGAUUGAAGAUGUCACCUCGCGUAUGGUAGACAAGGACCUCGCCCAGCUGUUCCGGAAUGCCUUCCCUAACACCUUGGAUACCACCAUUCGGUGGCACGCCGACGGGGCCACAGCAUCAACAAGGAAAAGCAAAAAGAGUGGUGCCCAAUGGCAGGGCGCUCAAAGCUUCGUCGUGACCGGCGAUAUCAAUGCAGAGUGGUUACGCGAUUCUACCAACCAGCUCACCAAUUACCUGACCCUGGCGAAAAAUGAUCAGAGUCUCUACAACCUCAUCCUAGGCGCAAUCAACACCCAAGCCGAAUUCGUCAUACAGUCGCCGUACUGCAAUGCAUUUCAGCCCCCGCCUCCAAGCAAUCUCGCUCCCACCAACAACGGACAGAGUGAUAGCGUACAUCCGGCAUACGAACCAUCUGUGGUGUUCGAAUGCAAAUACGAGCUGGACUCCCUCGCGCAUUUCCUCGCCCUAGGCACCGAGUUCUACGAGAACACAGGUUCCACGCAAUUCCUCACCAGUCGCUGGUAUACAGCGCUGAGCACUGUCCUGCAAGUUCUAGACGCGCAAUCCCAACCAACCUUCAACGCUGAGGGCCAAUACGUCCGGAACCAAUACACAUUCCAACGGCAAACCGAUCUAGGAACCGAGACCCUAAACCUAGCUGGCAUCGGCAACCCGCUGGGCAGCGGCACAGGACUCAUUCGCAGCGCCUUCCGACCCAGCGACGACGCAACCAUCCUCGGAUUCCUCAUCCCCGCCAACGCCAUGAUGUCCGUCCAGCUCAAGAGAACCGCAGCGCUAAUCCGCGCCGCAGGUGGGAGCGCCGAUUUAGCGCAGAACCUCGAGCAAAGAGGCGACAACCUCCACCAGGCCAUUCUCCAGCACGCCGUCGUCAACCACCCAAAAUACGGCGACGUCUUUGCCUUCGAAGUUGAUGGCUACGGAUCCCGCAUUCUCAUGGACGACGCAAAUGUCCCUUCUCUCCUCUCCCUGCCGCUCCUCGGCUUCGUCGACCAAGACGACCCCGUCUACAAGAACACCCGCGAAAUGAUCCUCUCCAAGGACGGCAACCCAUACUACCUUACCGGUUCUGCUUUCCAUGGCAUCGGCGGUCCUCACAUCGGUCUCCAAAACGCCUGGCCCAUGUCUCUCCUCGUGCAGGCGCAAACCUCCUCCAACGAUGACGAAAUCACCCAAUGCAUCAACCUCGUCCGGAACUCCAGCCUCCUGGGUCUCGUGCACGAGUCUAUCAACGUAAACAACAUCAAAGAAUACACGAGGCCGUGGUUCGCAUGGGCGAAUUCCGUCUUCGCGCAGACCAUUCUAAAAGUCGCAGCCGAAAGGCCUUCUUUGAUUUUCGGGGACGGCGCCGCCCCUUAUAUUCCCGAGUAGUGCCUCCCCUCCUUGGUUCUUUUUGUUUGCCGCUGGGCUUGUUUCGUUGCAUAAGUUGUCGUUGACUUGGUUUCAUUCUUCAUUCAAGUAUGGCGUUUUAGGGGUUUCCCAGUGUAUUAAUUCAUUACUACUAGUAGUAGUAGUAGUAGUAUUAUUAGCAGGU